GUUUUCCUUCCCCGCGUUCCUUCGACACCGCCGCGCUCUCUUCCUUCACAACCACAACAACCACUGCCGCUUCGUUCGCCCCAGUGCGCGCCUCCACGCCUUUGCCAACCAACCCAGACCAACCAAAGCAUUCGCAACGCGUAACCAGCAGCCAACCAACCAGCGCGAGUCCUUUUCAUCCGAGGCUCCAACCAAGUUGAAUACAACGGCGUUUGCUCUCCCUACGCCCCCCCCCGACCAGAUCGCAUCGCUUUGCCUGCUUCUCUCUCCACACGCGCGCGCUUCACAUCAACUUGCUCCCGACGCACGCGAACCAUCCAGAUCGCACCUGCAAAGAUGAUGGGCCAAUUUAAGAACUUUGUCCACAACGACAACAUCUGGCGCAAGCAUUGCGCAGAAGAGGUGCAUCGUCGCAAGAACUGGUCAUCACGAUGGGGCUUCUAUGCAGAUGAGAUGCAAAAGCUGAAGGAGGAGCAGCAGCGCCUGUCUCCUGUGAAGCAGACAAGUUACACCCUCUCAUACAACCCAGAGCUGAAACCCAGACCAGACUCCAAGGACAGAACACAGCUCAAGCUGCCACCAAUCCACCCGCCCCCACGCAACCACGCCAACAACAGUAGCAGCAGCAAUGGCGCCACUUCCCGCGGGCCCACGACAACUAAGAGCACACAGCGCCUUGCACAGACAAACGGCGACACAACACAGAGCCUGGACGCGUCAGCACGAAGCCCGCUCUCGCUCACCUCGCGCGCUGUUGGCAGUCGCAUUGAGCAGCCGCUGGAGAAGUAUGGCGCGUACUGCCGCGGAAAAUGCACGGCCGAGAAGGCGCUUGGAUGGCCGCGGUAUUGAUCGUCUCACGGCGACACAUAUUUGACCACGGUGCAACACACCUCGACUGCCAACCCCUCUUUCUGGCUGGCAUCUCGUUGCUUUUCGUGUGUAUUUGUGUUCAUGUUUGGUGUUUGUUUCGUGCAUGCAUGUGUGUGUUUGUUUCGUGUAUGUAUGUGUGUGCGUGUGUUUGUUUGCGUGUGUGUGUUUGUGGCCUUCUUUGGCCCCUGGCUUGUUCGCAUCCACUUCACUGCUUUCUGUUUUUCUGCUUCCCCCAUUCCCUUUGCUUCAUUACCCACUUACACACGGCUGCAUUCCGUUCUCUCUGUGUGAUGAUGAGUCAAUCCAUCUCCUCGCCCUCUUUGCAUUGAGUGUGCCCUCCGUCCGUGUAUGCUCUUCAUUGUGGAAGGAGUUGUCUUCCAGCUGCUUCCCUGUCCCUGUCCAACCAACCCCCCCCCCACACCAAAUCCAUCACACUACCACCGCCACCACACCCCCUCAACGUGGCUGCACGCAUGCAUUGGUUCACACGUGCGCCUCGCUGCUGUGGGUUUGUUGAUUGCAUGCAUUUGUCAUCGUGCGGUGUGGUCUUUGCUGUUUGCGUAACGGUCAAACAAAGCAAAAUCACAACACCGGCAGGGGUCCCCUUGACGAAACGAAUGUACAGAGAGAG
Messenger RNA from Salpingoeca rosetta, 1501 nucleotides. RefSeq lists its product as uncharacterized. The record is from RefSeq and is a predicted model, not a curated record. NCBI's taxonomy places the organism in Eukaryota, Choanoflagellata, Craspedida, Salpingoecidae. The transcript has 4 exons. The coding region runs from base 337 to 849 and encodes 170 amino acids.